Molecule: messenger RNA, 2586 nt
Organism: Paraglomus occultum
Lineage: Eukaryota; Fungi; Glomeromycota; Glomeromycetes; Paraglomerales; Paraglomeraceae
Source: the annotation of a GenBank genome assembly
AUGCCGGCGGAACGUAGUCAAUAUCGAAAAAACGUGCGCCCAAACCAACAGAACACUGUUACCAACAACGGCCUUCAACUGCAAAGUCCAAGAUUUAACAAGAGAAGCAAAAAUCUUGGUGCCGAAAGUGUAAUCUACGGUGAGCCUAGUCGUAUCUCGGUGUUUGACCGACUAGGAACGACUGGUGCUCGUGACUCGCCAUUGGAUAUUCCGCGGCUCCGGUGGCGUCGACCUUCAGAGUCCUAUGAGGAAGAUGCUGAAGUGAAUAAGCAUGGAAGAGAUAUAUCGCCUACGGAUUCUGGGCGCGCAGAACGUAGUUCGAGCGUGGGUCAAGCGUCGAGCAGACAUCAACAAGCUGAAGAGACACGUCCUAACCAGUUCGAAGGACAAUUUAGGAGAACUUCUGGCGAACCUUUGUCUAAUAAUGAUGAUGAGUUUCAGGCUUCUGAUAGAGAUCGAACCACUCAGGCUAAGUUAGAUGUAGAUGAUGUUAAAGAAGAGGACUUUACAAAGAGAUCUCGCAGUCGGUCGCCUGUCAAUUCAGUUAAUUAUGAAGAUGAUCAGAGACUUAAAAUUUGGGAUAGAGAAAGUGAGAAAAACGAGGCUAAAGAGAAGAACAAUAAUGAUAACAUCGGAAGAAAUAUUAUUAAAAAUUGGGAUCAAUCUACGGCACAACCUCUCAAUGGCGAGAUUGAUAACGUAUACAGACAAGAAGAGAACAAUAAUGAUGAGUUCGCCGGCAGUCAAAAAGAUAGGACAACAGAUAACAAUUCUGAAGAAUUGAGACAUAGAGGAGAUAGCGGACGAUCUUCUGUGAGUGUUGGCAAUCGUGACAGUUCUAGACAUCCUCAGAAGUACCAGGAUCGAGCAAAUGAUGAUCGAACAAACAAUCUGCCUAGUUUUAGUAAUGACAGGAGCCCAAACGGACCUCGCGAUAAGAGUGAAGAAAGAUCUCCAGGCUAUAGAGGUGGUCGAGAUAACAGUAAGAAUGACAGCAAAUAUCGCAAUACAGAUGUGCGAGGGCGCCAAAAGCAUUUGUCUCAUACUCCGGAAGAUUCUAUUUCUUAUCCAUGGCGAAAGUGCUUUUCUGAGCGACAUCGAAAACCUUAUUACUACAACGAAAUUACGCACGAAAGCCGAUGGAAUAUACCACUGGAAGAUAUGACUCGAACACAUGCUCGCUCAUUGUCCAAAUCUGAAAACCAUUCCGUUUCCGCGUCGAUCCAGGAUUAUUCUGGCCGUAGCGUUGGUCGUAGACCAACAGAAGAUGACAUAAGCACAGGGGUCAAGAAACGUCAUCGUCCUGAUGAAAUUGACAUGAUCGAACCAACAUCCUCGCAAAGACGACGUGAGCCGAUAAAUCGUCGUCGGAGUGCACUUGAGGAUGACGAGUUGAUAUCAGGUUCAGAAGGGAUUAACAAGCGGGUUGGGCCGAAUGUCGACCGAGGAAGAUUAGAAUGUAGAGACAUGGUCAGACGUUCAUCAACAAGCUUCGAUAUAGAACGAGAUCAUCUCGAUGCAGGAGACUCUGACUUAUCAAUCAAACGUCCUCGAUCAACGACUUACCCAUAUCAUCCAUCCUCGUCUCUGUCCGAGUCGUCUGAAACCAAUUUACACUUGCACGGGCCAUCUCAACGCCAAUCAAAUCGGUUUGUUUCUGAUCGUAGAUCAAAUUAUGUGCGUCAGAACGAUCUAAUUGGUCACCGAUCUGUGACAAGAGGACGAAUUCUUGAUGUAACUGGUGAUGAUAGAGUAGAUGGAUUAGGGUCGAUACAGGGUCAAUACGGAAGUGGUCGAAUUGAUAAUUCAUAUGGUAGACGCGCAAGCCAUUCCAUACAGCAUGAUAUCGGUGGAAUUCGAAAUAGAAUGGAAUAUGAUGACCGUGGCGGAAGUUCGGGGUACGCUAGCAGGAGAGAUAGUAAUUCAUAUUCGAGGAGAGAUCCUUCACCGUACGGAAGAAGAGAUCCUUCACCAUACGGAAGAAGAGAACCGUCACCAUACGGAAGAAGGGAACCGUCACCAUACGGAAGAAGGGAACCGUCACCAUACGGAAGAAGGGAACUGUCACCAUACGGAAGAAGAGACCGUUCACCUUUCAGAAGGAGAGAUUCUUCACCUUUUCGGAGGAGAGACCCUUCACCUUAUGGCCGACGUGAUUUUGUUCCAUAUGGCAGAAGAACAAGUACAUCCAGUCAACUGGAUUCUCCUAUUAACCGUUCUCAAACAUCCCUCCGUCCGCGUCCAUCAGAUCGUGUCGAUCACUCUAUACCCGCUUCAUCAUCACGUAAACAUCAUCAAGCGGAUGUCUCUUCUUAUGACUCACGUGCGAAAUUUUCAAACAGGAACACUCAUGGACUAAAUUUGGCUUCAUCGCAUAAUUACGACAAGCCUUCAGAAGAGGUCACAAUAAAGGAUGUUUCUAACGACGAUACCCCACCCGGAGAGAAUAAUGAUGAUGCACAUGGUACUCCCUUGUUGUUGCCUAAAUCGCCUUCCCGAUCACCGUUUUUCAAGCGUAGAGCUAGAGAGACAGUUGCAGAUCAGAUUGCUCCAGUGGCUUGUUUCUUUACGAAAGGACGUUACUAG